CCGGCCCCCACUCCCCCACUACCCUUCACCACCACUCCCACACUUCUCUCUCUCUCUCUCUCUCUUAUUUCAUAUAAGAGAAAUCCAAACCCCUAAGCCUAACAAAUCUGAAAGAGAAUUUGCAGACUUCCCUUCAACUAACACCCAUACAAACACCCCAAUUCCCUUCCUCGCUUUCUUUUUUCUUUUUUUGGUUUCUUGAAAACACUCAGGAAAAUAACAAUGCCCGGAAGUUUAGAGUCUUUAGAUUUAAGUGUACAGAUACCUUACCAUUUCAGAUGUCCAAUCUCCCUCGAACUCAUGCGUGACCCUGUCACCGUUAGCACCGGUCAAACCUACGACCGUGCCAGCAUCGAAUCAUGGGUUGCUACCGGUAACAGUACAUGUCCAGUCACUCGUCUUCCUCUUACCGAUUUCACGCUCAUCCCCAACCAUACUCUUCGCCGCCUAAUCCAAGACUGGUGCGUCGCUAAUCGUUCUUUCGGUAUCGAACGCAUUCCUACGCCUAAACAGCCAGCUGAACCUAGCCUCGUUCGGUCUCUACUGAACCAAGUUACGUCUGUUACGAAUACAGCUCAUUCACGCCUUUCAGCUAUUCGUCGGCUCAAAUCUCUCGCUCGUGACACGGACAAAAAUCGGUCUCUCAUCUCUUCACAUAAUGCUACGAAUCUUCUCGUCAAUCUUCUGUUCUCCAACACUUCAUCGGAUUUAACUCACGAAGCAAUGUCCCUCGUCGUUAUGUUUCCACUCACGGAGUCAGAAUGCAUAUCUAUAGCGUCAAACACCGAGAGAAUCAUUUUUUUGGCGAAUCUCUUGUUCCACUCGUCAAUCGAAAUCCGAGUUAACUCAGCUGCACUUAUCGAAACAGUUAUCGCCGGAACAAAAUCUUCAGAUCUUCGUGCUCAAUUCAGUAACGUCGAUGAAAUUGUCGAAGGAGUCAUAGAGUUGUUAAAAAGGCCAAUCUCCAACUAUCCUCGCGCGCUUAAAAUCGGAAUCAAAGCGCUAUUCGCGUUAUGUCUAGUUAAGCAGACACGGCACAAAGCUGUGUCCGCCGGAGCGGUGGAGACGUUAAUUGAUAGAUUAGCGGACUUCGACAAAUGUGACGCGGAGAGAGCAUUAGCAACGAUAGAGCUUUUGUGCAGAGUUCCGGAAGGAGUAGCGGAAUUCGCGGAGCAUGCUCUGACAGUGCCGUUACUGGUGAAGACGAUACUGAAGAUAUCGGACAGAGCGACGGAGUACGCGGCGGGAGCAUUACUGGCGUUAUGUACGGCGUCGGAGAAGAGUCAGAGAGAGGCGGUGAGUGCAGGGAUAUUGACGCAGCUGUUGUUACUCGUGCAAAGUGAUUGUACGGAUAGAGCAAAGAGGAAAGCGCAGAUGUUGUUGAAAUUGCUUAGGGAUUCAUGGCUGGAUCAUGAUUCUUCUGCUAAUUCUGAUGAUUUUGUUUGUAGUGAAGUCGAAGUUGUUCCUUUUUGAUCAUUUUUUUUUUCUCUUUUACUUUUUUACUCUGAAAAUUCUCUACUUAGAAAACAAAAACCCCCAGAAUUCUAGAUUGGUAUAUAGAGAGAGAGAUUGUUAUUCUGUAAUCUGUAUGUAAUUUUGUAUCUAAGAAUUUUGUUUCCAGAAAAAAAGAAAAGACGUUGAAAAGCAAUUGCAAAAUUUA
Molecule: messenger RNA, 1660 nt
Organism: Ricinus communis (castor bean)
Lineage: Eukaryota; Viridiplantae; Streptophyta; Magnoliopsida; Malpighiales; Euphorbiaceae
Product: U-box domain-containing protein 25
Exons: 1
Coding region: 223-1473 (416 amino acids)
Biological process (GO): protein ubiquitination
Molecular function (GO): ubiquitin protein ligase activity
Source: RefSeq, a predicted model, not a curated record